AUGCAGGAAAAAAGUGUGUUGUUCAUCUGUUUUAUUGCGCUGAGCACCGCUAUUUAUAUUGCCCAAGAAGACUGUCCUCCAAACGAGGAAUACUUGCUGUGCGGUUCACCUUGCCCCUUCAACUGUACGAACCCUGACGGCCAAGUUCAGUGUUCGGAUGACUGCAUAGAGGGGUGUUUCUGCAAGACUGGGUACUUAAGAAAUGACAAUGGCACCUGUGUUUCCAUAGCAGAGUGUGGAGGACAAGACGAUAUUUGCGACGCGAACGAAGAGUUCCUGUCUUGCGGCACAGCCUGUCCAGGGACUUGCAAGCAGCCAGAUCCUAUAGUCUGUGAGUUGGCCUGCAGCAUGGGGUGCUUCUGCAAAGCUGGAUACGUCAGGGAUACAGCUAGUGGACAAUGUGUGACUUUGGAUAAAUGUCCAACUGUAAAAUGUCCAAAUGAAAACGAAGUUUGGGAUGUCUGCAACGGCUUAUGUGAGCCUUCCUGCGCAGACCAAGAGCCUGUCUGUGCGUUCAGCUGCACAGGAGGAUGCAUCUGCGGGCCUGGACUCUUGCGGAACGCUACAGGCGAAUGCGUUACACCAGAAAAGUGUGGAAAUAUUACAACAAAUCCUCUAACCGAGCAUUUAAAUGCGAUAAGUAAGUUUUUGGAUGUUAAAUUCUUGAAUAUCUAG
This is a messenger RNA of Arctia plantaginis, 675 nucleotides long. NCBI's taxonomy places the organism in Eukaryota, Metazoa, Arthropoda, Insecta, Lepidoptera, Erebidae. The record is from the annotation of a GenBank genome assembly.